GAACACAACACAUACCAAUCUCUUCCUUACUUUUGAGAGCCUCAUAUACCUUUGCUAGUAAUAUACUAUCUUUAACCAAAUUAGAGACCAAGUACCCACAAAUGGGGAACUCUUUGGGAAGCAAAAAGACAACAAAAAUCAUGAAAAUCAGCGGAGAAACAAUGAAGCUGAAGACACCAGUGAAGGCAAUUGAAGUGGUGAAGGACUAUCCAGGCCAUGUGUUGCUAGAAUCAGAGUCGGUUAAACACUACGGCAUCCGAGCGAAGCCGCUCGAACCACACCAAAACUUGGAACCCAAGAGGCUGUAUUUCCUAGUAGAGUUGCCAAAGACACCGACAGAGAAAGUUCCGAGGAGGGUUCGGUCGGGGAUCAACAUGAGUGCUAAAGACAGGCUUGAGAGUCUCAUGUUGUCUAGAAGAUCAAUUUCAGAUUUGUCCAUCAUUAAACCUAGUGGUGGUAGUGCUAGUACUAGAAGUUGCAUUGAUGAGACCGAGAGUAAUGGUGUGAUGAGGUUGAAAUUGAGACUUCCGAAGGGGGAAGUGGAGAGGCUGAUUAAAGAAAGCAGAGAUGAAGCUGAUGCAGCUGCGAGGAUUGUGGAUCUUUGUGUGGCAAAUACUGGAAAUGAUGAUGAGAUUCAACAGCAAGUGCAUUGGAAGAGUCAAAAGAUUAGCAAGACAAGUGAUCAGUGCUUAUCCUUACAGAAGCGAGUCAGUUUCCUGCCAGCAAGUACAGAAGCAGAGAUUCAAGUCGCAGUGGCUUCUUAUUAGUAGAAAUGUUGGUCAUUAAUUUUUAAUCAAGUGGAGUGGAGUGGAAGUGAAGAAUGAUAGCCUUCAUGUUCUCAUCAACCAAAGCUGUUGUAUGUCUCAUUAUUGUACAUAGAAGAGUGUUUUGUAGCUGAGGAUAAUGAAAGAGCUUUAGAGUAUUAUAUGGGUAUGUAGCCUUGACAGGCAAUAUGAGAAUGAUAACUUCCUGUUUUAUAUCAGACAUCUUUUCUUAGCAAGUCAAUGAAGAACAAUAUC
Tripterygium wilfordii is the source of this 1019-nucleotide messenger RNA. RefSeq lists its product as uncharacterized. Bases 102 to 767 code for a protein of 221 amino acids. The record is from RefSeq and is a predicted model, not a curated record. NCBI's taxonomy places the organism in Eukaryota, Viridiplantae, Streptophyta, Magnoliopsida, Celastrales, Celastraceae. The transcript is spliced from 2 exons.